Ochotona curzoniae (black-lipped pika) is the source of this 5880-nucleotide messenger RNA. RefSeq names its product AF4/FMR2 family member 4 (gene AFF4). The transcript has 22 exons. Gene Ontology annotation, cellular component: super elongation complex; nucleus. Bases 403 to 3897 code for a protein of 1164 amino acids. The record is from RefSeq and is a predicted model, not a curated record. Gene Ontology annotation, biological process: regulation of gene expression. NCBI's taxonomy places the organism in Eukaryota, Metazoa, Chordata, Mammalia, Lagomorpha, Ochotonidae.
CGGCAGGGCCGACCGUCAUGGAGCGGGGCGGGACCUCGGCCUCCAGCGCCUGAGGUGCGCCGCCGCCGCCGCCACCGCCGCCUCAGCUUGGCCAGGCCUCCGGAACCCCCCGUCUCCACCCGGCGCCCCUCGCCCUUGGCAGCCUGUCGCCGCCUCCUGGGCGGGCCCGAAGGCGCGUCCGGUGAAGGUGCAGGCCCGGCGCCGCCGCUGCCGCAGCCGGGAGAUGAUUCGGGCCUAGCGGAGCCGUGACGGGAGGUACAUUAGCAGGGAGCUGGAUGGGAAGUGGAGCAACUGGAAUUUGAACCUGCACCCACAUGGAUGCCAGCGUAGCAGGUGGCAGCUAAAUCCUCUAUACCGUUACAUCAGCCCCAGCACUGUAGUCUGAUACCCAACCUUCACAACAUGAACCGUGAAGACCGGAAUGUGCUGCGUAUGAAAGAACGGGAAAGGCGGAAUCAGGAAAUUCAGCAGGGCGAAGACGCCUUCCCACCCAGCUCUCCUCUCUUUGCUGAGCCUUACAAAGUUACUAGCAAAGAAGAUAAAUUAUCAAGUCGCAUUCAGAGUAUGCUUGGAGACUACGAUGAAAUGCAGGAUUUCAUAGGAGAUAGAGCUAUACCAAAGCUUGUAGCAAUUCCCAAGCCUACAGUACCGCCAACCACAGAUGAAAAAUCAAAUCCAAAUUUCUUUGAACAGAGACAUGGAGGUUCUCAUCAGAGUAGCAAAUGGACUCCAGUAGGACCUGCACCCAGCACUUCUCAGUCUCAGAAACGGUCGUCUGGCUUGCAAAGUGGACAUAGUAGCCAGCGGACCAGUGCGAGCAGCAGCAGUAGCACCAACAGCAGUGGCCAGAGGCAUGACCGUGACUCAUACAGCAGCAGUGGGAGCAGUAGCCGGAAAAAAGGCCAGCAUGGAUCAGAACACUCCAAAUCACGUUCGUCUAGCCCUGGAAAGCCCCAGGCUGUUUCUUCAUUAAGCUCUAGUCAUUCCAGAUCUCAUGGGAAUGAUCACCAUAGCAAGGAACAUCAGCGUUCCAAAUCUCCUCGGGACCCUGAUGCGAACUGGGACUCUCCCUCUCGCGUACCGUUUUCAAGUGGGCAGCAUUCAAAUCAGGCUUUCCCACCUUCAUUGAUGUCAAAGUCCAGUUCCAUGUUACAGAAACCCACUGCCUAUGUGCGGCCCAUGGAUGGACAGGAGUCCAUGGAACCCAAACUGUCCUCUGAGCACUACAGCAGCCAAUCCCAUGGCAACAGCACAACCGAACUGAAGCCCAGCAGCAAAGCCCAUCUCACCAAGCUGAAAAUCCCUUCCCAACCACUGGAUGCUUCAGCUUCUGGUGAUGUGAGCUGUGUGGAUGAAAUCCUUAAAGAGAUGACGCAUUCAUGGCCUCCCCCUCUAACGGCUAUUCAUACUCCAUGCAAAACAGAACCUUCCAAAUUUCCUUUUCCAACCAAGGAGUCACAGCAGUCCAAUUUUGGCCCUGGAGAUCAAAAAAGAUAUAACCCUUCUUCAAAAUCUUCAAAUGGGCACCAGCCUAAAUCAAUGCUAAAAGAUGACUUAAAACUCAGCAGCAGUGAGGACAGUGAUGGCGAACAGGAUUGUGACAAAACAAUGCCCAGGAGUACACCCGGAAGUAAUUCUGAACCCUCCCAUCAUAAUAGUGAAGGGGCAGAUAACUCCAGAGAUGAUUCUAGCAGCCACAGUGGAUCAGAAAGCAGCUCUGGAUCUGACUCCGAGAGUGAAAGCAGUUCCAGUGACAGUGAGGCGAAUGAGCCGUCCCAGAGCGCGUCGCCCGAGCCUGAACCACCACCAACAAACAAAUGGCAGCUUGAUAAUUGGUUGAAUAAAGUGAACCCCCAUAAAGUGUCUCCAGCAUCUUCUGUGGAUAGUAACAUCCCAUCAUCUCAAGGCUACAAAAAGGAGAGCCGAGAUCAGGGCCCUGGGAGUGGCUACACUGACACCAGCGCGCCGAAAGAGACGAGUUCUGCUACUCCCGGGCGGGACUCCAAAACCAUCCAGAAGGGGUCAGAGAGUGGGCGCGGCAGGCAGAAGUCUCCUGCACAGGGUGACAGCACAACACAGAGGAGAACUGUAGGCAAAAAGCAACCUAAAAAGGCUGAGAAGGCAGCUGUUGAAGAACCCCGAGGAGGCCUGAAGAUAGAGAGUGAGACCCCGGUGGACAUGGCUGCCAGCCUGCCGUCCAGCAGGCACAAAGCAGCCACCAAGGGCUCAAGGAAACCCAAUAUAAAGAAGGAGUCUAAAUCUUCCCCUCGGCCUCCAGCAGAGAAAAAGAAAUACAAGACGGCAAGUAAAUCUUCCCAGAAAUCCCGGGAAAUCAUAGAGACAGAUACCUCAUCCUCGGAUUCAGAUGAAAGUGAGAGCCUGCCUCCUUCCUCGCAGACGCCCAAGUACCCUGACAGCAGCAGGACUCCAGUGAAACCCUCCUCAGUGGAGGAAGAAGAUAGCUUUUUUAGGAACCGAAUGUUCUCUCCUAUGGAAGAGAAGGAACUUCUGUCACCCCUCAGUGAGCCUGAUGACAGGUAUCCUCUUAUUGUGAAGAUUGACCUGAAUCUCUUGACUAGAAUACCAGGGAAGCCUUACAAAGAAACAGAGCCACCCAAGGGGGAGAAGAAAAAUGUGCCAGAGAAGCACACACGGGAGGCCCAGAAGCAAACCUCAGAGAAGGGCUCCAACAAGGGCAAGAGGAAACACAAGAGUGAUGAUGAUAACCGAGCCAAUGAGAGCAAGAAACCUAAAACAGAAGAUAAGAAUUCAACAAGCCACAAGCCAUCCAGCAACAGAGAGUCAUCUAAGCAAAGUGCUGCGAAAGAAAAGGACUUGUUGCCUUCCCCUGCUGGGCCUGUGCCUUCGAAAGAUCCCAAAUCAGAGCACAGCUCUCGGAAGAGGACUAUCAGUCAGUCUUCGUCCCUCAAGUCCAGCAGCAACAGCCACAAGGAGAACAGUGGCAGCAGCAAGAGCAGCUCCUCCACGUCAAAGCAGAAGAAGACUGAAGGGAAGACUUCCAGCAGCUCCAAGGAGGUGAAGGAAAAGGCUCCAAAUAGUGCCUCUAACUGUCCUCCGUCUACACCGACUCCUGACACGUCUAAGCCUCGGAGAACAAAGCUUGCCUUUGAUGACAGAAGUUACUCAGCCGACCACUAUUUACAAGAAGCAAAGAAGCUAAAGCACAAUGCAGAUGCAUUGUCGGAUAGGUUUGAGAAAGCCGUGUACUAUCUUGAUGCUGUGGUGUCUUUUAUUGAAUGUGGGAACGCGUUGGAGAAGAAUGCUCAGGAAUCCAAAUCCCCGUUUCCUAUGUAUUCAGAGACAGUGGAACUCAUCAAGUACACUAUGAAGCUGAAGAGUUACCUGGCACCAGAUGCUACAGCUGCAGACAAAAGGCUCACAGUCCUCUGCCUGCGCUGCCAGUCUCUGCUGUACCUGAGGCUGUUUAAGCUGAAGAAGGAAAAUGCUCUGAAAUACUCGAAGACACUCACGGAGCACCUAAAGAAUUCCUACAAUAAUUCUCAAGCACCAUCCCCCGGUUUGGGAAGCAAAGCUGUUGGGAUGCCCUCCCCUGUUUCUCCCAAGCUGUCGCCAGGCAAUUCAGGAAGUUACUCCUCUGGGGCCAGUAGUGCUUCAGCAAGUGGCUCGUCAGUGACCAUUUCACAGAAGAUCCACCAGAUGGCAGCCAUCUAUGUGCAGGUUACAUCCAACUUCCUCUAUGCCACCGAAAUUUGGGACCAAGCUGAACAGCUUUCCAAAGAGCAGAAAGAAUUCUUUGCUGAACUGGAUAAGGUGAUGGGCCCACUCAUCUUUAACGCGAGCAUCAUGACAGAUCUGGUCCGUUACACCCGGCAGGGACUGCACUGGCUCCGCCAGGAUACCAAGUUGAUGUCUUGAACUGAACAUAUUCUUGAUGCCUCUGAUUUUUCUCCACAACACUGUGUCACAUCACAAAGGAAACUGCCAUAACCAUGCCACCUAGUUGACACUAAGAAUGAGGAACGAUUUUCUCCUCCUUGGUCCGUGUGUUGUUUUUAAUAACCCAAAACCAUCGUUUCAGUUGACCCUUUCAACAUGUCCAAUGUGAAAAAUUAUUUAAAUGCAGCACAGUUGCAAGAUGCUUUAUAAUAAGAUCGAAAUACCAGUUGUGAUUCAUAACUAAGGAAAUGAAAUUCUAUUUAUUUUAAUUUUUCUAAGUUCCCAGAUUGGGGCUUGUUUGAAACGUUAAUUAUUUCUGCCUAUAAAUUUACUCUAUUGAAUAUUUAGCAUAAAUUUAAUGUAAACAUUUUUAUUUAUAUACUUUGGGAAGUUUGUUACCUAAUAAUGUCUUUUUGUGGUAGCUCUUCUAAGAGUUAAGAGUUGGUUCAUCUAGAACAUGGACCUGUGUGUCUAUUCCUACUACCUGAAUAUUAUUUCAAAUCUUAACUACAAUUUUAUUAUUGUAGAAUUGAUGCUUAGUAUUAAGGAUAUUAUACACAUGAAAAAUCACUUAAAUAUGAGAUGUCAUUCUAUGUGGAUGUGAAAUGAAAUGUGUCUGAUUUGGUAUGCAUUACUUCAGAAACUGUGAAUGUGUGUUUAUAACACUAGAACAAUCACAAGGUGUCUAGGACUUGCAUUUAAUGCAUUACAGAAGAGAAAAGGCAGCUUCCCGGGAGAGUGAUAGCAUACUGAAUGGUUUCAUAAAAGGACAAUCUUGAACUAUAGGGGUUUUAUUAUAAAACCGUGUGUUCUUUUUUGCUGUCAAUCAUUUGACACUUAAUUGAAGCAGAGUAAAUUACUAUGGGGAAAAAAAGCAAAAGAUGGUCCAUCUCCUGAGGGUUGUUGCCGGUGUCUCUUGAAUUGAUAUUUGAAGGUUACAAAUCUCUCUGCCAGUUUCCUUGUCUCGUACUAGAUUGUACUGUUCUGACAAGAGCCUGCGGCGAGUGCUGUGGCGUGGGCUGGAGCUUCGAGGGGUGUGCUUUUGCUGUUCAGCUUACAGUUCUAAUGCCCAAUGGGGAGAUGAUGAGUUUUUCUCCUUUUUAAACAUAUCUUGUAUUUACUCCCUUUGUAUUGCGAAGGCCCUCAUCAAUGAUGUAUGUUUCUGAUGGUAUCAGAAAAUUUGCGCUAGAAAAACACAUCACUCGGUUCGUGCUGAGCUCUCUGGGGAAGCAGAGGGAGCAGGGGCCAAGCUUGGGAACCAGCUCUGUAAGAACUGUGUCUCCAGGUUCCUUUCCCUGUCACAUGCAUGUAGGAAUCAAGGGUGACAGAUGGACCUUCCAUAUUUUAUUUGUGACACCCCUCUCUUGUCUCGUGUGCCUUAAAUCUUACCUUUCAAUGAAAACUCUAUGGAUUGUUUACAGAUGAAGUUUUACACUAGAAGCAUACCGCCCAUACGUAGUUGGUCUUCUAUAGUAAUAUUAAAUUCUCUUUCCUUUCAAAUCUUCUUUUAGGGCCACAUCUGUUUUUCCAGUCAAUCUAACGCUUUUGUACAUGACUUAGUCUAACUAGUUGGAUAAUGCUGCUUCAAAAAAUAAUUUGUCCUUCUUCUCAUUCCAAAAAUGAAUCCGUCCAACCCAGGAGAGAAGGAAAAAAAAAAAAACAUGGCCCUACUGCACGUAGAUGGUGGCUGAGGCCUGAAAUUGGAAAGGGAGAAGAUGGGCGGAAAAUCUCAACAUUCAAUGGUGCAGUGAAUCUUUUUUUGUCUCCGAGUCUCUUUUACACUUCUUUCUGAAACUAGUGAACUCGCAUCGUCCUGUGACCUGCUCUGUACCACGUUUGUUUGUUUUUUUUUUAAUGUAUCAUUAACAGUUGAGAUCUGUAAAUUAUGUUGGAUUUAACCUUUUUCUCUUGGAGAAAUUGCCUCUUAAAUCUUUCUGAUUGAACCUUAGUGUGUCCUAGGAA